AUGUUGCGAGUGUGCCUGAAACUUCGCACGACGGACACCAAGAGUAAGCGACUCGGACUCGUGCGUACCGAGACUGACUACCUGCGUGGCUUACUGGACGCCAUGGCCGACAUGGACAGGUAUGCGGAAGUGGAGGUGCUCAAAACCCUCGGCGACGUGAACUUGGAAAAGGGGCAAGUCGACAAGAACCCAGAGAAGUUUGACAGUGCCAUGGUGUUGUACAGGACUGCACUGUUUCGGUGUAAGGACGCAGAUGUGGGAGAAAGUCUUGAACAUCGUUACCACUAUGCAGAGAAAUUACGGUUAGGGAAGCGAUCAACCGCGUCAAGUAGUUACGAGCCUCUUACUAAUGACAAAAGAAUGCCUUCGCUCGCUAAAGUAGCAGAGUUGUUCUUACACCUGGAGCAAAGAUUGACUGUUGAUGGCAACAAGGAGUCUUUACUGAUUGAAUAUACCAAGUUAGUGGUAGAAGGGAUCAUAAACGAUGACAAUGUGCUUGAGACGGAAGCGAUCAAGAGUCUCGGUGACGUGUACCUGAAAAGAGGAACAGAAACUAGAGACGCGCCAUGUUUGACUAAGGCCACUGCUCUGUACAACACUGCACUCGCACGAUGUGAGGGGAUAAAGUGUCCAAAGUACGGAGCAGAGCAGCUACAGGUGCACUUGUUACAGGACUUUCCUAUGACGUCAUCCCCCACUGUCGUCAUCGGUGACUCCAAAGGUCAACGUCCUGAAAUGUCUUACGAGGAGCACCUGGCUGAGGGGGACCGCGCACUGACUGAUGGAAAGCUGGACGAGGCAGAGCAGAAGUUCGCGGCUGCUCUCAGACUGAUUCAUGAUCCUAAUAAACCCGAUCGAUGUAAAGAGGCUGACUGUCUGUGCAGGUUGGGUGAUGUCUACGUCCAGAGAGGCAAGAAGUCAAAAGAAGGUAGGAAAUUCACACAGGCAGCAGCUCUAUACAACGGAGCUUUAGCUAGAAUAGACGGAAAUAAACACAGUGUGACAGAAAGAGUGCAAAAGAUAGAGCAAUCGUUUCUCCAUUACACGGCAAAUGUGGAAACAAAACAGGGUGGUCUUUCUGAUUCAACCAUACGUCAGAAGAAGCGACUACAAGAAAUGCGCACGCGUGCUAAGUGUCAACUAGACGGUAUCAAUCAGCAACACAAUCCGUACCAAUACGACGAGGAAGACCCAGUCAUGAUAACAGUCGAGGUAGAGAGAGCCGAAGCAGUCAAGGCUUUAUUCAAGAACAUCACCAAGGAAAGACAGAUCUUUAUCAAGGAUCUUGUUGAUGAAUGUAUCUUGACACUUGGUCCUCCUCCGUGUAAGUACGCCUUCAUCGGAUUGGGCUCACAGGCAACAGAGCUGGUCACACCCUACUCUGACCUGGAGUUCGCCAUUCUGAUUGAAGACGAUAAGGACAAUGAAGACACUCGGCAAUACUUCAUCAAUCUCACACACUACCUUCACCUGAAAGUCAUCAACUUCGGAGAAACAAUCCUCCCUGCCAUGGCCAUCCCGUCACUUAACCAUUUUCCAGAGAAAGACUGGUUCUUUGACUCCGUUACACCGCGUGGAUUUGCCUUCGACGGAUUCAUGCCAUGGGCUAGUAAGACUCCAUUUGGAAGAGACCAGACGAAGACCAAGCCUGCCGUCAGCCUUAUCCAGACCCCUGCCGAAAUGGCAGAGUUUCAGCGGCGAGACGUCUCUGUGGCAGAAGGGUACCACCUGGCCGACAUCCUCAGACGGGUUGUUCUCUUGACAGACACCAGGGUCUCCACCAUGGGUCCCGGAGUACUACUGAAGCUGUGCUGUCUGGUGAUACUUCUGACGGCGGAGUUACCGACCCAGGUCACCACGUCCUGUACACUUUCCCCAGACGAGGCAGCCUUAUCCCAAGAAGACAACGUCUGUACAGGCCAGACAACAUGUCCGUGCACAGAGUCGUACUCACAGCGAUACGAAACCAACUGCGGGAUAUUUGGAACUGGAUGGGCAGCCUGUACUGAGUACCGAACAUCGUAUAGAGAAACUACCUGCCCCAAAACAACCUAUUUCUGCUGCUCCGGCUACGAGCGUGUAGACAAUCGAUGUGUUCGAAUCUGUACCGACCCGCUGUGUAAUCAUCACCUGUGUGAAAAUAACCUGUGCCCGGGCUGUGUGCACGACUAUGGGACCUACAACGGGAAACCGGCCAGAGCCUAUGACGCUUCCGGCAUGAACUGCUAUCAGCGCUGUUCGUGGCGAAGCGACAGUAACCUGUGCUUCCCUGGUACGUGUGAGCGGAUUGGCUCCUGCUCCUGCACUUCUGGUUUCUCUGGCAGUUCCUGCAGAACAAUCGAUUCCACCCCAACGUUUAUACACUGGUUAGGAAAGCUGCAUGACAGGUCUAAUGGAACAGCUGAGUUGGCCAUGAACCAAACCAAUAAUGAAGUCUGGACCAACAAGAUCCCCACUAAGCUGGACUUUGAAUGGAAUCUGGCCUACACGAGACCAAACCCUGCAAACCACUCCUACAUCCGGGCUUUCAAAGUCGGCAUCAUGGAAAGCAAAGUGAGCUGGAGCCAGAAGAGAAACACUUAUCAGGUCGUUACUGGCGGUACCAUCAACUGUGACAUGGCUCUUAGCAACAGGAACCCUCCACUGUCCACCGCCAUACAAUGUACCAACGAUCAAGAAACCUCACUGAACAUCAUCCAUGGCGACGAGAUUGAGAUAGAGAUUUCUGCUAAGCUCGGUGGGUACUUAACCUAUCACGACUUCGACACCGGGCAGAACCACAACCGGACCUUUACAGACGGACCGUACCAAAGGACCGGCUCAGGGGCCAAGUGGAUGUAUGACUCCACUACCCCAACUCAUUCCGGGACGUUUGGUCAGAUGUUGGACGUCGGAGAUCCCUUCACAAAACAGAGUUCCAUCACAGCCCGUUGGAGUGGAUGGAGCGACACCGGGUCUGGUAUACAGAACUAUCACGUGCAGGUUUACAGGAUGGACCACACUCAAGGGGACACACUGAAGGAGGAGUUCACUCCGUGGAUCGAUGAGUCCCUGGAGUCCUCUGCCAGUUCCUACACGAUCAACAUGGCGGGUGAGGACCCGGGCGUGUUCUCGGUGGUCAUGACUAUUGAAGAUGCCUCUGGUAGCAACGAAGCUGGGAAUCUUGAGAGGACACGUCGGUUCUACUUGUACGACGCAGAUUCCACCAUCACGACGUCCUACCAUGUUGACCACCAAGGAGGUACAACAAAGACUCCCGGUGCGUGGACCAAUGUGGAUGAUCUUCACACAGGGUCACAAUCACUUACCAUCUCCAGAGUUGAUGGUGACACUGUGACGACCUACAUCAGAGCCACUGACAUCCUGGGCAACCAACAGACCGACAAUGUAACCAUCCACAUCGACAGCACUCCUCCAAUCAUCGAAGACUUCUGGCUGGAGAAGAACGGCGUGGAGGGCAUAACUGUCCACAAUUCCAGAGAUCUUUAUGAUUGUCUGGUAAAAUUCACGACAUACGACAUCCACAGCGGUCUGUACACCAUCUACUGGCGGUUAGUGAACAUGGCGGACGAAUCCAUUGUCCAUGGGGACGGCAACUUGGCCGUUCGCGUCUCAUCCGACGCUGAGCCUUGUACAGCGGACACCUGUAAGUGUACCCCCAUGGAACCCUGCUACAUGACCAAGUACGAGAUAGCGCCUGACGCCUCCAAGAUGGACAUCCCCAUAGGAGAACAUGACAGCGACUACUACUUCUUCGUCACCGUCACAAACCGUGCUCGACUGUCCACCACUGAGAGACUACAGAUUACAGUUGACAUCAGUCCUCCCGAACCGGGCCACGUCUCAGACAACUAUGCCGGUCAAGCUGAUAUAGACUUUCAGAGUGAUCCAAACAUGCACUUCAGCUGGGAAGGGUUCUUUGAUCACGAGAGCGGCGUGAGGAGUUAUCAAGUGUUCUUUGGCACUCGUUGCGGGCUCCCAGGUGACUUCGGCAUCCCUGUGCCUGAUUCGACAACAGAAAAGACGACCACUGAGCUACAACACAGCUUCACGGCCUCCUCCCCCGGCACGUACUACUGCACCGUGGUCGCCUUCAACCGCGCCCUGUCUGCCUCUGAACCGGUGUGUUCUGACGGAAUCCUGUACGACACGUCUCCACCCUCCAUAACCAACAUCGUCAUAGAGAACAUCCGGGCAAGGACGGGAGCAAUCAAAGAUGGCGGCGGGAACGUCUGGAUGGUGGAUGACCAACUCAGAAAGGUAGCCGUGGACGGUCCAUCGUCUGCGUGCAGGUCAGCGGCCAGACAGGUUGCCGACCCCGCUAUCUUCACCGAUCGCCCUACGGUAAACGUCAACUCAGAUUUAAAUGACGACCCAGAAACCGUCAGGAUGGCCUCGUCUGCGGGAUGUGAAUCAGAUGGAGCUCUUGGAUCUCCGUUUUUCAUGAUUGUUGACAAGCAUUUGCUUGUCUACUGGAACGGUUCUGACGGAGAGAGUGAGAUAAACGACUACCAGGUCGGCCUGAGUUCUACUGAAUCUGGUGCCUCCAGUCCAGACAUCAUGCCUCUCACCUCAACUCAAGGACACACCGUCUUCAAGACAAGGCAUUCUGGUCUGGGCGAGGGACAAGAAUUCUACCUCGGUGUAACGGCGACAAACAAAGCAGGCUUGUCUACCACAAAGACUAUUGGACCGAUCGUAGUUGACGCAAGGCCCCCCACGUUCUCAGGCCAGGUGACAGUGACGCUGGAAGAUGACUACCUCGUGGCACGAUGGCCGGCUAACGGGUUUUCCGAUGACGAGGAUACCGAUUUGCUCACCUACGAGUGCGCCGUCGGUCACGAGGCUAACAGAGAGGACAUCUUGGAGUACACAGCCUUGAGUAGCGUGGGUCCGUGUGGGGGCGUCACCGGCUGCACAGCCAUUCACAGGGACAGUCUACAGUGGGGUCUACACGGAACGCAUUCAUACUACGUGUCCGUCAAGGCCAAGGACUUUGUGGGACUGACCACUGUGGCCACGUCCUCUCCGUACGUCCAUUACGAGGGCGAGCCGACUGCUGGAGUGGUAGAGGACAUCAAUCCUGAUCCACAGGCUCCUGUUUUCGACUAUCUUCAGCCGGCCGAUGCAGACUUCCAGACGACCACCACCACGCUGUCGGCUCGCUGGUCCGGCGUCCUACACGAGCAUCAGGACAUCUCGUACCAGGUGGGGGCCGGGACGUCACCAGGUGCCACGGAUGUGGUCGGCUUUACUUCUGUUGGACAAAACACGGAGUGGAGCAGGGGUGGACUGAGCCUUACAUCCUUCCAGACCUAUUACAUCACUGUAAAGGCCAGUAACAGCAUCGGGGACACAGCUGUCACCUCAGAUGGAAUAACGGUUCUACAAGACGGAGACGCUCUUCAGGGGGCAGAGGUCAUGGACGGGCAGGAAUGUUCUGAUCAACACGAUGAAAUAUAUCAAAUACAGACUAUCCGCUCUGCGUGCUAUGACACAUCGCCGUCAAUCUACCAAACGUCAAAGACAGCAGUGGCUGCCCAUUGGUCUAUCCCAACUGCCAAUCAAGCUCACGUGACUCACGUCCAAUGGUCCAUCGUGCAGGAGGUAGAGGGGGAGGAGACUGUGGUACAGGACUAUGUGAACCUGGGCAUGGCGACCCACGGGAUGGCUGUUAAUCAAUAUCUGUACCUCUCUCCCGCUGUCACCUACAAGUCGAAAGUCUUGUUCUGUCAUCAAGCAGGCUGCUUUGCUCCAGUCUACAGUCCAGGAUUCCUGGUGUCUCCUGACCCACCACUUCCCGGAACACUUCACGUCAGCAGCCCGUACCCAGACUCGGGCACCAGGAGCGCUGACGUCAUCUUUGACAAGUUCAGUGACCUCUACUACCCUACUGAUGACGUCAUGAACUUCUAUGACUGGGCCAUCGCAGAUGACUCGGAGAAUGGAAAAUUACUGACUGACUGGGCUACAGUCGUGCCAACAUCAUCCAAUGAAACAACAAUUUCUUUCUCCGUUGACGGGUUGCCUCGCGAUCUGACCAAGUGUCUGAGUCUGGUUGUGAGAGGACACGCCCACACGGGGUUGUCGGCAUCUGUGUCCCGUGAGAUUGUCCAGUGCGAAGAAACCAGCACCAACAGAGGACUGAACUACUCAACCGUCAUAGAUACUCGCCCUAACAUCACACUGGAGUUGAACGCAGACUGGACUGAGUAUGACAUCGAUUACACCAAUGAGACGACGAUGUUGUCUGCCGUUUGGCCGACAUUACGUCACCGGAAGUACGAGUGGGCAGUCCUGGAGGACAAGUCGGUGUCCAGUCUAUCCGCCAUGGCCGGACACCACCUCAGUGUUCCCAACCCGUGUGACCACCAGGAUAUGAUAGAGUGUGGAAGAACAACCAGUGAAUACAUUAACGUAGAGGGUCUGAGCCUGGAACAGAACAAGCGGUAUAUUGUGUGCAUCCAUGCGGAGGAGACGUCCAUAACGUACGAGAGGUGGGUGGAGACGCUACCGGAGACGGCUGUCUGUAGCAGCGGGGUGACGGUAGACGUGACUCCGCCCAACGCCGAUGCUGCCGACGUCUGGAUUGGCUCCAAUGACAAAUCCAAUUACCAGGUGUCCAGUACAGAGCUUUUUGUACAGUGGGACGGAUUCAUUGAUGUUGAAGAACAUGGCGUCUCUAUGCACCACUCAGGAAUUCAACGUUACGAGUACGCCAUCGGUACGAUUGCUGGAGGAAGCGACGUCCAAGCCUGGACAGAUGUAGGAGUUACAGAUCAUGUUCUACUGCACGGGGUAAGACUGCAACACGGAUGGUCUUACUACGCCACUGUUACAGCUGUGGACUUUGUCGGACUGUCAACAACCAAAUGGUCCCAGAGAGUGACAGUUGACACCACGCCACCACGGAAGUCAGACACACACAUCAAUGCUGGAGGCAGUUUUCACUACAGCUCAUCAUCUGUGACAGCAAGUUGGGAAGGUGUGUUCUACGACACAGAGAGUGGAGUUUCCUUCUUUGAGUGGGCGGUGGGCUCCAGGGCUGGUCAUGCCGACAUCUACCCCUUCACUAGGGUGGAGGAGACGGAGGCUGAGACAGAUGAGAACAGUCCUCUUCAGCUUCAUGAAGGGCACGAAUAUUACGUCUCAAUCAAGGCUUAUAAUGGAGCCGGGAUGAUGACUAUGGCGACAUCCUGGGCCGUGGUUGUUGAGACGUCCCCACCUGAGGCUGGGAACGUGUACGACGGACCCACCAGCGGCACCGUGAACGACAUAGACUAUCAAGAUGACGUCACCACCAUCCAUGCACACUGGGACGGUUUUUACGACCCCCAUUCUGCCAUUGUGAGUUACACGUGGAGCGUCGGGGUGUGUGCUGGGUGUAGUGACAUUCUUGCUCCACAGAACGUUGGGCUUCUUCAAGCUGUAAGUGUGGACGCCCUUCAGCUGACCCCAGGAGAGACGUACUACGUGACGGUGACGGCGUGUAACGCUGCCGACCUCUGUACCACGGUGUCGUCUGACGGAGUUAUCCCCGACGACUCCCCGCCUGUGGCUGGGAGAGUCCUGGAUGGGGCCCAGGGAGAGGAAGCCUCAUACCAAGCAUCCACAAGCAGUUUGGCUGCCCACUGGUACGGGUUCAAUGACCCCCACUCCGGGCUGUCCCACUAUGAGUGGCGCGCUGGGACCACACCAGGUGGAAGUGACAUCGUGGGAGUGACACAGCUCCAUCUGACGAAUGUAGCUGUAAAGACAGGACUCUCCCUCCCUGUCAACACCAUGAUCUACAUUACUGUGAAGGCCUACAACCGUGUGGGAAUGUCUGUGGAGACGACGUCAAAUGGGUUCCGGGUAGACACAUCUGCACCAACAGUGACGACAGCCGUACACUUUGACCACACCCACGGUUCCCUUGUGAGUGGUGCACAAACAUGGCGGUCUGCUGUGAAGAUAAGAUGGCGGUUUGACGAUAGUGAGAGUCUGGUGGUGGAUCAGCACGUGUCACUGUCCAACCAUCACGGGGCGGAGGUCGCAAAUAUUAAGCUCAACGGCACAGUGUACGAGUACACGUUCACUGAGCUCGCACUGGAUGAUGGGAACAACUACGUUGCGAAGGUGAUCGGAUGUAACAACGCGAGACUCUGCUCACAAACACAGACUGGAUCUCUCUUGGUGGACUCCUCGAAGCCGUUGACCGGGCAUUUUGCGGUCAAUACUGACCACGCUGCCAGGCUGACCAGGCACAGGGACAGCUGUAUGACGUACGACAACAGUGGAACUCCGACCCUGAAGCUAGCCUGGCUCGGCUUUAGUGACUACCACUCUGGGAUAGACAGACUCAUGGUGGCUGUCGGGAGUGGCUUCUACGGAAGGGACAAGACUCUGAAUGGUGCACCCCAGGUUUUGGCUCAUGGCAGUCAAGUCGGUGACCAGGAGAAUGACGAAGGUUACGUCUACACAGGGAGUGUGCAACUGUCAAGUUCAGUGUCUGACUACAGCACGCUGUACAUCUCUCUAUGGGCCAUCAACGGGGCUGGGUUGGCGAGUACCGUGCUGCACUCAGCUUUCCAGGCGGUUCCUUCCUCUGGUUCCACCGGGAGUUUGACGCUAGUCCGCCGCUGUGACGCUCACUCCUGCUACGGACACUGCAUCUGUGCACCCUUCAACCAGAACUGUGCCCGGCCCACUGACAACACCUGCACACAACUGGACAGCUCCGAUUCAAGCUACUCCAGAAUCGAAGUUUACGACAAAACUGACUACAGUCUCCUGACCAAUGGGGACACGUCUGACGCCGCCUACACCUACUCCACAUGCGCACUAGCAGCCAACUGGAGGGAGGCUACAAUAGGGUCUACCGGGAGACCCUACAGAUACGAGUGGAGCGCUGGAAUCAGUGGACAAACUGUGGGCUCAGGGCUGUUUGAUCUUGUCUACGACCGUGUCUGGUACGACGUAGGUCUGGAGACCAGCGCUGUUCUCACCCUUCCUGUCGGUACUUCACUGGAGGUUGGUGUGAGCUAUGUGUUCUACGUGAGGGCCUGGUACACAGACAACAUCUACAGAGAGUUUCAGUCCAACAAUCUGAGAGCUGAUCAAACACCGCCGAAAAGGUCAAGUUCAAGAAAGAUCAAAGACCUGACGUCCACCUCAGAACAACAUGACGUGGAGUACAUGGCCGAGACAGACAGCCUGAGCGUCAGCUGGGAGUAUGUUUUCCUCGAUGCCAUCAAUAGUGGGAACGACUAUCAUUUGGAGCACUUUGAGUUGUCCCUGGGCACCUACCCUGGAGGUGAAGACGUGAAGAGAUUUGCCGACAACGUUGUCUCAGGGACCGCCACGUCCCACACCUUCACGGGCCUGUCUCUGCAGUCAGGCAAGACGUACUACACCUCGGUACGGGCGUACAACCAUGCCGGUCUCCACAGCACCUUCCACAGCGAUGGUGUCAUGGUGGAUACUGUCGCACCCACGGCAGGAGUGGUCUUUGAUGGGCAAGAUGUCAGGGACAUGGCGUACACUUCGGACGCAACUGUUGUGUCAGCGUCGUGGCACGGGUUCAACGACCUGGACUCAGGCAUAGACAAACAUUUCUGGUGCAUUGGAGAAACCAACAGCCAAUCAGAGUGCAACAUCAUGGGCUGGACAGACACCGGGCUCAUGCAAGAGGGGACCGUUACUCUAGGACACAGCCUGACCAAUGGACAACGUUACUACACAAAGGUGAAGGGUCAGGACGCUGCAGGGCACCAGUCACCAGUCGCAGUGUCUGAUGGGUUCCUUGUGGACACCUCCCCACCCAUACCAGAGGCCAACCUACAGAUAGGGGACAACCUGCUCAUCAAUCCCUCAUUUGAAGAUGCAGUUGAUGGUGGAGAAGGUUGGAUACUGGAAGGCGACUCUGUGGUACGGCAGAUCUCCUCCUUACCUACUGAUGACUUCCAGACGAAGCACGGACGUUCUCAUCUCCUUCUUCAUGGCAGCAUGUCUCAGACUUUCACCACUGUGGCAGAUCAAGAAUACAGGAUCUCCUUCUUUGUAAACCAUGACGCGACGACGGACGUUCCCCGCCUGACCCAGGAGGGUUUGCUGACAGCGCCAGGUCUUCAUCAGGUCUUCAAACUGCGGAACAGACAGGUGUCAACUGUCGACACCACCUCUACAGAGCAGUGGGACACUUGGCAAAAACAGAUCUACUACUUCACUGCUGUCGGCACUAGUUCAAGUGUUACCGUCCAAUCUGUGGGGACGAAGACAGGGAUUUCUCUGGAUAACUUUAAGGAGUUGAUUUCCAAGGGGCUCACCAUAUGA
Messenger RNA from Branchiostoma floridae (Florida lancelet), 10314 nucleotides. RefSeq lists its product as uncharacterized. The transcript is spliced from 61 exons. Gene Ontology annotation, molecular function: [protein-PII] uridylyltransferase activity; protein binding. NCBI's taxonomy places the organism in Eukaryota, Metazoa, Chordata, Leptocardii, Amphioxiformes, Branchiostomatidae. The coding region runs from base 1 to 10314 and encodes 3437 amino acids. The record is from RefSeq and is a predicted model, not a curated record.